Molecule: messenger RNA, 1551 nt
Organism: Guyanagaster necrorhizus
Lineage: Eukaryota; Fungi; Basidiomycota; Agaricomycetes; Agaricales; Physalacriaceae
Exons: 14
Coding region: 1-1551 (516 amino acids)
Source: RefSeq, a predicted model, not a curated record
AUGUGUCGUUCUGCACAAAUAUCGGCUCCAAAUUUCUCCGGGGCUAUACUCACGACCUUCACGGCUAUACUCGGUGUAAUGUGUCUUCAGACAUGUAACAGUUCAUUUUCUAUCCGGUCGUCAUUAUCCAGCACCGAGUUGCCUCUCAUAUUGUUCGCCGCCCAAGGCCCUGCCACUUCUCAUUUUGAGCGCCGCCAGGGCACUUUUCAAUUACUGGAUAUCGAAACUCAUUCGUAUCUCAAUAGAAUGUAUAUGAUGAGGUUAACUUUCUCACAUGCUUGGGAUCCUCAAAAAACGCUUACUGUGAACAGUGAGAAUCGAAAUGGGCAACAAGGUGGUGGGGAAGAACAAUGUAACAGGAUGUCCCUGCGACCUGAAACGAGUAUUCUGGCCAUGCUCCAAAAAUUUAAAUACUCCAUGCUAGCAAGCUCGAAUAAUGCUAUUAUCUGGCGUAAGGUAAGAACCUUCAUGGGCCGUCGUAGCGCAAUGGUAGCGCGUCGCUUUCCUAUGGUAUUUGGAGGCGAAGGUUGCGAGUUCGAUCCUCGUCGUCGUUUAUGGUUGCGCACGAAAACCCCAGAGGAAGCAGGGGGUAAAUUCUGCUUUUUACCGACUCCUCCCCGAGAGGGGUGGGGUGAUUUGUCCCAUGAUUGUUUCUGUGAUCACCAGAUUCUCCGAGAAGGAUGCCUGAACCACCGCACAGUUAACUCGUUAUUCGAGUUGAGUGGACAAUGGCUAUUUGCCCUGCUUUGGUCCUAUGUUGCUUUGACUCCGGAUUUUUUUUCUGCACGCGCGCACUGCACAAAUUGGUUUUUCGACAAAAGCAACCCCUUGUCAGGCUUUGACCCGCCGGUAUACGCACCUAUUUCUCAGUCCUCCCCGUUGCCGGUAGUAAUGGAAUCAGGUCCGAGAGACGACGCGCUUCAAUGCAACUUCUGUCAUGAAAACCACGUCCGCACCGAUGACCAGAAUAUUCACGAACAAACACAAUGUAGCGACGGUGACGUAGCGGAAAAAUCUAUUGUCAGAGACCAUGAAGCCGAUCCUCCCAUCGAUGCCACCCAGAACAUUUUCUCCUGUCUAGAUGACGACACAGUCAGUCAGCCAUCUACGGACUCUUUUGACGUCCGUUCCCCAACCUGGGACUCUUCGCUAGACAAACUUCUCCAGUCGGAUAUUUGGGAUGAUUACGAUCCGGAUCAUUAUACUUAUGACCCGCUGUACUACACCAAACAGAUCCCAGAACCUGAGGCUAGCCUCUCUGACUAUCAGAUGACAUUGUCGCCCACUUGGAUUACUCCAGCCUUGAUAAGUGCACCGCUGGACUUCAAUUUCGAUCCCGCGCAUUGGUGGGGCAUUGACAGCGGAGAGGAUCCUUCAUCUUCAGAUGCGAACGCCGGCACCAGUGAAUCCCAUUCGUCUUCUACUGUGCCCGCGGCAUUGUCGCUUUCUUCUUCUACUUUGGAUCUCGAUGACCCAGAGACAUCAACUUCGUCUUCCUCAUUCGUCCUUGGGCUCAAUGAUUUCGAUAUGAGGGGAAUUUAUGUUCCCUAG